Messenger RNA from Acanthosepion pharaonis, 663 nucleotides. The record is from the annotation of a GenBank genome assembly. Lineage: Eukaryota; Metazoa; Mollusca; Cephalopoda; Sepiida; Sepiidae.
AUGGCUUCCAGGCUAUCUAUCUAUCUAUCUAUCUAUCUAUCUAUCUAUCUAUCUAUCUAUCUAUCUAUCACAGUCUGUUCAUAUCUAUCUUUUUAUCUAUUCAUCUAUUUAUCUAAACCUUCUUUAAAUGGCUUCCAGGAUACCUAUCUAUCUAUCUAUCUAUCUAUCUAUCUAUCUAUCUAUCACAGUCUGUUCAUAUCUAUCUUUUUAUCUAUUGUAAACGUUCAUUUAAUGAAAUACAUUAGAAGAGAUUGUUGCCCUUCAGACUUUGACAAUGAAAAAAUCAUAAAACGUUUUACUAUCUAUCUAUCUAUCUAUCUAUCUAUCUAUCUAUCUAUCUAUCUAUCUAUCUAUCUAUCUAUCUAUCUAUCUAUCUCAAUCUUCUGUUCACAUCUAUCUCAGCUUGUUCAUAUCUAUCUAUCUAUCUAUCUAUCUAUCUAUCUAUCUAUCUAUCUAUCUCAAUCUGGUCAUUAUCUAAGUUUUUCAUAUCUAUCUCAGUCUGUUCACAACUAUCUCAGCUUGUUCAUAUCUAUCUAUCUAUCUAUCUAUCUAUCUAUCUAUCUAUCUAUCUAUCUAUCUAUCUAUCUAUCUAUCUCAGUUAGUUCACCUCGAUCUAUCUAUCUCAACCUUUUCAUAUCUAUCUCAAGUACUUAUAUUUCAUAA